AUGGCCAUUACGAAAUCUGGGAAAUCUGCGAAAUCGGGUAAAUUUGCAAACAAAACUACUCAAUUACCGCAGAAUCUCGUUGCGGAGAUCGACGAUAAGUACGGUACGAAGACACCGUCUCGUAAAUUAAGAACAAGGAAGGAGACUCGUAAGGAAAUAAGGUCGAAUAAGAAACAGUCACAUAAAGGCGCACCUCCAGUCGUUAAGAAGCAGCUAGAUCCCAAUGAUGCCCGUACCCAGGGAAGAGAGAAGGCUUAUCAGCAGCCGAUAAAGGAGGCAGACAGCAGUAAGAGCGACAGCAGUAAGAAGGACACAGACAAAUCAAAGGCUAUUGAGCAACUCGUUGAUCCUUCUAAAAAAUCAAAGAAAACUAAAUCUAACCCCGAAGACGAUGAAAUCGCUUGGCUCGAAUAUCAACUGAAGAAUAAGAAGUCUGACGAUAUUAAGGAUGAUCUAGACGAUCUUCUCGAUGAUGUCAAUGGCAUUGAGGGUCGUCUGUUCGAUGAUCAGCAGGAGCAUAAUGAGCAAGUCGAUGAUGAGGAGAUGAUGAUCGAUGAUAAUCUGAACCAGGGUGACCCCAGUGAAAGUGAAGCAAGUGAGGAAAGUGAAGAAAGCGAGGAAGAUGAUGAAGAUGCUGGCAGCAGCAAGGAUGAAGAAGGUGACACAGCUUUGGAUGAAACUAUGGAUGAAGCUAUCAACGAUACAAACACACAAACUCAGACGCAAACUCACGAACCCUCCUCCCAACCAGCUAAAUACAUCCCUCCAGCUGUCAGAGCAGCCCGUGAGCGUAAGCUGCAAGAAUCACAAAGCGUCAAUGUGCAAAAAUCAGAAGAGCUACAAAAGAUAAACAAAAUUGUCAAGGGAUCGUUGAACAGACUUUCAGAAGCAAACAUUGAAUCUAUCCUCCAACAACUCCUCGACCUAUACCGCACCAAACCCAGACAUGACGUGACAAGUUCUAUAGUAGAUCUAGUGCUCUCUACAAUAGGAUCACGUGAUAACAUGCUCGACAGCUUUGUUAUCCUCUACGCCGGUUUUAUAUCAGCUUUGCAUCGACUAGUUGGUGUGGAGUUUAUAGCCCAUCUCACUCAAACCACUAUUACAAAACUCGACGCGAAUCCAUUGUCCCACUCAACGGAAGGUGGGGCUAGACAAAAUCUCAAUCUCAUCAGCAUGCUUUCCGAGCUUUACAAUCUCGGCAGUCUCUCCAAUGCCCUCAUAUACGAUCUAAUACGCGCACUCAUAUCGACCGACAGAUUGAAUGAGGCGCAGAUCGAUGCUGUAUUGCGCAUAGUUAGGAGUGCCGGUCAGCAGUUGCGCCACGAUGAUCCUGGAUCACUCAAGGAAAUUGUCCUUGCUGUGCAGAAUAAAGUUGAUAGUAUAAACAAGGAAGAGCUCGGCUCACGGUUCAAAUUCAUGCUUGAGUGUCUCAACAACCUGAAAAACAACAAGAUAAAAAACCUUCCAGGUGCUCAAGGUGGUAGUGAAUCCCGAGAUAGAAUAAAGCGAUACAUAAAAAACAUCGACAAAAGACCGGGCGUGUCGACCACAGAAGCCCUCACUGUCAGCCUCAUAGACCUGCGACAAGCUGACUCGAAAGGAAAAUGGUGGCUUGUCGGUAGUGCCUGGAGUGGUAACCCGCUUGUCGAUAAAAAGGAGGACUUUGCUAAAAAUAAAGGUGGCGAUGAUGCCCUCGUCAAGCUGGCUAAGAAACAGGGCAUGAAUACUGAUGUGAGACGGAGUAUUUUCAUUAUUCUCAUGAGCAGUGAGGAUUACAUUGAUGCUUGUGAUAGAUUAGGUGGCUUGGGAUUAUCUGAGGUGCAGCAACGUGAGAUUGUCAGAGUCAUUGUCCACUGUGCUGGUAAUGAAAAACGCUACAAUCCUUAUUACACAAUGGUUGCCUCGCAUUUGCUCAGUCAGUCGCAUUCAACUCGAAUCACUUUGCAGUAUGUCAUGUGGGAUUUCCUAAGAGAGCUCGGUGAAGCAGGCGUGGGUGGAUCGGAGAUAUUGAAAAACGGAGCGACUGGUGGAGAUGGAUCGACCGUGCGCACCAGUCGUAUAGACAAUCUCGCUAAAUCUUUAGCCUGGUGGGUUGCUAAGUCGUCAGUACCACUGUCUAUCUUCAAACCAGUCAUAUUCCCCACGCUCACCCCAAAGGCUAGAGAGUUCUUCAACAAAUUCUUUGUCUAUCUCUUCCUAUCGAUACAGUCAUCAUCACCAACUCUCAACUUGGACAGCAAGAGGGGUGACAAGAGUGUGAUCGACGGUAUCAUGAUGAAAGCAGCUCCAAUCUCCAACUUGGCGAAUGGAUUAAAGUGGUUCCUCAGUCAUAUGGACCUAGGAGACCUUACUAAGAGGGAGUUGGAUAUCGUUGAUUGGUGCGUUAUGUCAUCAAACGAUGCCCUCAAGCUCGGAAUGAGCUUGAGUGAGUAG
Molecule: messenger RNA, 2436 nt
Organism: Wallemia ichthyophaga EXF-994
Lineage: Eukaryota; Fungi; Basidiomycota; Wallemiomycetes; Wallemiales; Wallemiaceae
Product: Suppressor of glycerol defect protein 1
Exons: 3
Coding region: 1-2436 (811 amino acids)
Biological process (GO): ribosomal small subunit biogenesis
Cellular component (GO): nucleolus
Molecular function (GO): RNA binding; protein binding
Source: RefSeq, a predicted model, not a curated record